AUGGUUUUUAACGCCUCUGAUUCACAUGAACCACACGAGGCUCAUGACAGCCCUUACGCAAUCUUGUUCAUUUUUACAUCAUGUACUAUUGGAGGUAAGAUUAAAGCCGUACAACUUAACAUUCAGUGCAUCAAAUAUAAAUAUUUCUGGAGAAGUUAGUAAACACCUUUUUUGUUUCAGCUGUUGUUCGGCAGAUUAUGAAGGGUUGGCCUAUUCCUUAUACAGUCGUUUUGAUAGUUCUCGGACUUGGUUUUGGGGCAAUAUCAGGCGCAGUCCCAGAGUUACAGAAGUAAGAAAAGUAAACAUAUAUAAGCUAGUUACAAGUUAAAAAUCGUAAACAUAAACUUAGGUUUUCUGAGCAUGUGCAUUUCACUGACUUUAGCAACUUAUGGUGAGUUUACUCCCUAUUUAAAACGUGUAAGUUUGAGCCACUAAUAUCACACUGAAUAUGGACAAGGUUACUCUGUUAUUACCGUGGUACAAGGCCUUUAGUACAAGGCCGGGGGCACAGACUUUAGGCAGUUUUGCGCACAUCAGUUUUUAGAAGGAUAUCUCACUUUUCCGACAUAGACUUUCAUUAAAGUUUGGAGUAAAUCAAGACGGUCUUUUGAUUGCUUUAUUGAAAAAAUGAUUGUUUGACUGACUAAAAUAAGAAAUAAGCAAAAUCAGGACUCGAAAAAAACCUAAAUUCCAGCUUGUUCUUUGGGCAAGCAGCUCUCCAACAUUUUGCUCGGCCGGAAGCUGACUUCUUACCCGUCUUAGUUAAUGAUUUAGUUAGAAGAUGACUUGCUUAGACCCUUGCUAAUUUGGCCAGUGAGCCUUAUGUGUUACCACCCAGCAAGAAAAUCUACUUUAACAAGACUACCGCACGGGUCUCUUUUCGAGCCCUCAAAAUAAACGAUGUAAUGUUUUUUAUCAUCAUCUCUCUAACAGACACUAAGUUUUAAGAGGAAAAUAUAUAUUUAUUGGUUUGUUCAAGGUACACAGCUGUGUCCAGCCAAGACCCUCAUCUGAUCCUAACAACCUUCUUGCCUGUUCUGCUGUUUGAAUCCGCCUUUGCCAUGGAUGUACAUAUUUUUUACAAGAUGUUCUGGCAAGUUGUAAUAUUGGCUGUGUUUGGUCUGGCUGUAGCUACAGCUCUCUCUGGUGUCAUGGCCAAAAUGGUCUUUGUGGAUUAUGGCUGGACCUGGUUUGAGGCCUUACUAUUUGGUUCAAUAGUUAGUGCUACAGAUCCUGUCGCAGUGGUCGCCCUGCUUAAUGACUUGGGUAGGUAACCAUGGUAACAGUAGGUUGAAUCAUCCCCUCAUUAAUGUAUUUGUGUAGUGUGUGGCAUUAUAGGUAAAAUAAAGUAGUAUACACCAUACAGUUUCCAAAGUAACGACCUCGUUACUCUCUAGUGGCCCCCUCUACGGUCACUGCUUUUGAAGGAGGGGAAGAGGGCGGGGUCUAGGAGGGGGGUCGUUAUACAGUUGCACCGAUAUUUGGUCUCACGAUUGUGAUUUAUCAGAAAUGUGGCACAAGACUCUGGGAACGCAUCAGUGAAUCACUUAUUUUAAUCGCUUUUAACCAAUUAAAAAUGAGUUUUCUUGUACUGCGCGUACGUAAUUCACGCCAUUGCUGUCCAUUUGAUAUGUGAUAACAGUCCUCCAGUUUGUCUCUCACUCUUUUGUAUUCUUAUCACUACUAUUAUUUAGAGUUCUUAACACUAUAAUUAAUUUAAAGCAGAUGGAAUCCAGCUUUUUGACUUUUGUGGAGGCGCUUAGAAUCUCCGAAACAGUUCGGUUUCAAGGCAGUGGUAAUAUAUUAUGUAAACAGAGGCUACGAUUUCAAGUUAUAGAUUCCUAGCUCUUAUUCACUUGUUUUCUUGGUGCCUUUAGGAACAAGUAAGCAGUUGUCUACUAUCAUUGAGGGUGAAUCAUUGUUGAACGAUGGUAUGGCCAUUGUACUGUACAAGAUAUUUUUCAACCUGGCAUUUUCCUCAAUGACUGGUAAGAUGAUAAUUCAUUGGAUAUUUCCCCAAUUUUGUCGAUGUUCUUUUAUAUUGUUGCAGUUUCUCUUUCUUCCAAAUGAUAAUUCUGACUGGAGAUAGAAGACAUAGCAUUGAAAGAGUCUUGACAUUGUAACACCAUUGCUUCAACUACUGUUUUUGAAACACUCCAACGUAAAGACGCACUUAAACACAAACAACUUUUCCUUGAUAGUAUAAAAGGCAAAAUAACACAUUUUGCUGUCUUGUAAAGGAAAAACGAAUAUUGUUUAUUUAGGCUACUAAAUGAUAGUUUAAACUCAAAAUCAGUAUUAUUUCAACCUUUAAUUAAAACACCUUUCAUUACUAAGAUAUCGUUCACUCGGACGAUCAAACUCAACCUACUUUUGAAAUGACUUCUGGGUUCAAACCUUUAACAGCAUUACUGAGAUAAUCACAUGAUCCAGAGCAUCCGCUGUGCCAGUGACGAUGUUUUUCUUUUCUUUUAAACUGUUCAUGAAGACAAUUUCUUUUUCUCGUUUCGUACUCAGCUACCGAAAUUGGAUUGUAUUUCCCGCGCGUCGCCCUUGGUGGAUUCUUCUUUGGUCUAGUGGCCGGAAGAGUUACUGUAUUUUGGCUCCAACACGUGUUUAACGAUGCCAUGGUAGAAAUCACUAUCACCUUAGCUAGUACCUACUUGACAUUCUACAUAGGAGAAGAGGUGUUAGGUAUAUCUGGUGUGAUCGCCGUGGUUAUGUUGGGGAUCCAGAUAAACGCACUGAAAACUAGCAUCAGUCCAGAAGUUGAAGUUUUCUUGCAUAGGUAAGUGUUCUGGGGGCAAGACUGCCUUCUCUCUUAAAAUCCGUUGAUUUCUCAUGAUCAUCCCAGUCGGUGCGGUUGCAAACAAUGACGUGAUUAAAAAGGGAUUGAGACUAGAUUUGGUUCUUCUUCUUACGCCCUCCUUAUCGCGGAUUGCCGCUUGCGUGCAUGAAUAACAGGCUGAGACUGUGAUUCACUCCUAUGAAUGAGGGGCUACUUCAGUUGAAGAUUAACCCCAGGUAUUCACAAACUUGGAUUUAUUUGCACAUGACUAGAGAGAGAAAGAAUCGGAUCGUACUUUCCGUUAGUUUUGUCAAACGUAUUUUAUUGAAAUCAAAUUAAUUACAGGAUAAGUUACUUUUUACAAUUUCAAUAUUAGUUGAAGCAACAGACAAGGUGAGACUUACAAUUUGUCUCCCUUUGCUUCGCUAGCCUUCUUUGUAUCUUGAUGACUGUGACAAUUCAAAAUAUUGUCAUAACAACGUAUAACAGAUUCCUUUUAAAAUCAGUGUCCGCUUCGCUGAGAAGAGUGACAGAAGAGCUGAAAACGGCAAAUCAGUCUGCCCUCAGUUUAUUCUGGGCUACCGGCACAACUUAAUAUGAUUACCAUGUAGAUAUUUAAGACUUUUAGAUUUGACAACUCAUACAAUAAUUGACAGAAAGCAGUUUCUUAGCCUUUCUCUGAAGCAAUGGCUCUCUGUAACACUUUUUAGGCUGGGCUGGGUUGUUCAAAGCAAAGCAUAUGUGCGAAAUAUGAAUUCAGAUAUAAAAGCUUAAAAUGCAAAUUCAGUUUUAUUUUUUUGUCUACAAUUUGAUGACUGGAUGCUUUAAAUAGAAUAGAAAAAAUUAUCUGGGAAAAUGCUUCUGAACAAAAGAAAAAAAGGACGGGUCAAAAUUUAACGCUGGGUUAGCGCUAAUCGGCCUUGGAACAACUGGGCCCUGGUUAAUUCAUCUUCUAUUGCAGAGAUCAUAAGGGAACCAGCAUCACAACGAUCAACCUGUUACAAUACCGAUCCCGAGGGUGCGGUUACACGUAGGCUACCAUAUCGAUAUGGUGGUUUAGCUUUUUUUCACUCUUUGAUCUUAACGAUCAUAAUCCCCUCUUACAGGUCAUUAUCGUAACGGUCUUGGGUGGAAACCAACCUUUACUGACCAGCAGAAUGAAAGCUAUACUUCAGGAGCAAGCAAAUCUGCUCUGAAACCUCCUUCUACUCGCUCUUAAUCUCGUACUCGUAGUCUUAUGUAGAGGUCCCCCGGCUCUGUUUUUAAGUUUUUGAUGUUUCAGCCAAUUAGAGCAUGCAAGAACUGAUGUCCAGACUUUUUCCAUUUGUGCUCAGGUUUUGGGAAAUGCUGGCGUACUUAGCCAACACUCUAAUCUUCAUCAUGGUCGGUGUGGUCAUCAUGGAGAAAGCCCUUAACAGUCUCAACGAAUAUGAUCUGUUUCUUCUAGUGGUGGAUUAUUUCGGUGUUACUGUCAUAAGGUGA
This is a messenger RNA of Porites evermanni, 4270 nucleotides long. The record is from the annotation of a GenBank genome assembly. NCBI's taxonomy places the organism in Eukaryota, Metazoa, Cnidaria, Anthozoa, Scleractinia, Poritidae.